AUGAGUACUGAAUUCAUUGGACCACUUCCAAUCCAGUGGAUACUUUUAAAGGAGGCACAAAUUUCACAAAGAAACUGUGAAAAUAAUUACAAGUACUUAGGAAAAUCGGAAGACUGUAAACAAAACGGUACAAGGUUUUGGAAAGAUGAUUCAAAUAAAGACCAGGAAAGUUACACAAAGGUGAGCCGUAAGGAGAAACACAAUGCAAAGGAAAGACAAAAUGCAAUCAUUGCAAACCGACUGAUGAUCACGGUUAAAGAGAAUGUCAAAGGUCAGGAACGAAUUCUUCAACGUUGGCAAGAGUGUUUCGUACUUAUGAAGUUGUUCCAUUCUAACGAAUCUGCCGUGCUCCAAAUAUAUAAGCUCACUCCAAAAUUAGAUAGGCUGAUUAAUCAAAGUGAAUAUACCUUUUUACUGGAUUCUUUCGAAAAGCCACUUUUUUCAUUAGAGAUCUCCGAGCGGAAUAUUAAGCUCGAAUUAUCAGAUGCAGAAAGAAUUAUUUUUAUUAAACAAUACAUCCAGGAAGGAAAUACAUGUUUGCUAUUUACAUUGCUUCCAGAUACUUUGAAUACGACAACUACUUGGAUAUGUCAACUUAGAAAAAUAAUCAAUCAACAUAAGGCUAUACAAAAGACCAUAACAUUGCUAAUUAAACCCCUUGAACUAUCUAUUACUCUGCAAUAUCCUCAUAAUAAAAGUACAGGGUACGAAAAUAAUUGUAUGACGAUCUAUUACGUUCCAAAUGGUUAUAUGGUCAAAUACAAUCUGGAACUGAGGUAUAUUCUAUCUGAAAUGAAAAAAAGAAUAAAAAAUUUAUGCUCUUUAAGAAAAGACAGAUUAAAUCAAGAGACUAUCACAUUCAUUCAAAGAUUGUUAAAAAAAGAGGAGGAAUUUUUAAAAUACUUUAAAAUAAUUGACAUAAAUGGUUAUAUUUUGACUGAAGCCAACUUAAAUGCUUUCGACAUGUCAAAUGAGUUUUUGGGGAACAAAUUAUUAAUACUUUGUGAAUUUCCAACAGAAGUAAGCGAGCUGAACAAAAACCAGUUCCAAGGAUGCCAACCAUACUCUAUAGAGGGGUUUCUUCUUAGAUCAAAGGAUUCUCGUAGAGGUUGUCACUAUAAAAUAGAAUACGUAUAUACUAUACAAAGUUUUCUUUUUUUUCAACCAUACCAAUAUGCCGACCCACUUCUUUCCAAAGAUAACUUCAAAUUGAAGUCUCCAUCUUUCUCUUUAUCGGAAUUUCGAACACAAGUCGAAACACGUGAUUCGACAUUCCUGUUUAGUCCUUAUCCGAUUGAUGAAUAUCAUAUAAAAUGGCUUCAUCCGGGUUUACCAGUAUCAGAAUUUGAACGCCUUGACAAAAUAGCGAAUAAGGAAGCCGAAAGAAAAGCUAAUUUACUUUUAAAUGCAUUCUAUUUCAUAGACGUUUGUGAUAUUAAAGAUAUCACUCCACUUCAUAAGCAUUUGAUUUCCUCAAGGCUAGCGAAAACUAAAAAUAUAGUAUGGAUACCUCCAGAGAAUGGAAAUAACUUAUUGCUUCUAAGAGAUACAGACUUUGAGAUAAGAAUGACGAAUGGAACUUCUGUUAUGUUAUCUGCAUCAUGUAGAGAAACAAGGGACAUAUGGAUCGAUAGGCUUCAGCAAACCUGCCGAUAUUGGCGUCAAAAAAAAAUACACGAUAUUGAGAGGAUACAAAGAGAACUGAUAAGACAAAGGUCAAAAGAAUAUACCAAAGAGAAAGAAAAAUCAAAGAUAAUACAAACACGCCCGAUAACAAUACCAGAGAAUGUGGAUAGUCCCAUAGUUAAACUUGAUACCAUUUACUAUAAAGGCAAGAAAACCUCCCCAUUUAAAAAGGUUACUUUACUUUUAUCCUAUGCUUCUUUAAUUCUAUUUGAUUGCGAAUCGUCCAUCCAUUUUGGUAAUGUCAAAUCUCCGUUACCAUAUUCAAAAAAGAUAUUAGACAUAUAUCUUUCACACAGCUAUGUUUGUGAGGGGGACCAAUAUUCUUCAUAUUCCCACUCAAACAAUGCGAGAAUCAGUAAGCAGUACUUAGAAGAUACCUCUGUUCCAAAGGUAUAUUUUUAUGGCAUCCAAAACUCAGAUGACCACAACAAAAGAUCUUUUACUAUUUGGUAUAACAAUAAUGUUCUGAAUUCUUGGGGCCCGGGAUUUUCUGAUUUCAAAAACUUAAAUGGAAGACUGGUUAAACAAGUUGAAGAUCACGCUAUUUUCUUGACAAAAUCUGCUGAUGAUAAACUUAAUUGGAUAAAAAACAUACAAUAUAUUAUGAACUUCUGCCAUUAA
Messenger RNA from Brettanomyces bruxellensis, 2307 nucleotides. RefSeq lists its product as uncharacterized. Gene Ontology annotation, biological process: protein localization to prospore membrane; ascospore-type prospore membrane formation. Bases 1 to 2307 code for a protein of 768 amino acids. The transcript has a single exon. The record is from RefSeq and is a predicted model, not a curated record. Lineage: Eukaryota; Fungi; Ascomycota; Pichiomycetes; Pichiales; Pichiaceae. Gene Ontology annotation, cellular component: prospore membrane.